CCCAAUCCAGCGCCCUGCUGCGGGGGCGAGCGCGCCUCGAGCCCCCCUCCACCAUGUUCAACCUGAUGAAGAAGGACAAAGAGAAGGAUGGGGCCCGAAAGGAGAAGAAGGAAAAGAAAGAGAAGAAGGAGCGGAUGUCGGCGGCUGAGCUCAAGAGCCUGGAGGAGAUGAGCAUGCGCCGGGGCUUCUUCAACCUCAACCGUGCCUCCAAGCGGGACUCCAAGACCCGCUUGGAGAUCUCCAACCCCAUCCCCAUCAAGGUGGCCAGCGGCUCCGACUUGCAUCUCACGGACAUCGACUCUGACAGCAACCGGGGCAGCGUCAUCUUGGACUCAGGCCACCUGAGCACGGCCAGCUCCAGUGAUGAUCUCAAGGUGGAUGACGCCAACUUCAAGGGCUCGGUGCUGCAGCGGGCGGCCAAGUUCGGCUCGUUGGCCAAGCAGAACUCCCAGAUGAUUGUUAAACGUUUCUCCUUCUCCCAGAAGAGCCGGGACGAGAGCACCUCAGAGACGUCCACCCCCUCCGAGCACUCGGCGGCCCCCUCCCCGCAGGUGGAGGUGCGCACGCUGGAGACCCAGCUCGCCAAGCAAGGGGUCCCCCCGGGACACCCCUGCACCCCUCCCGCCACCUCCCUGCGUGCCAGGGUGCCGGAGCUCGUCGGCAAGAGGUUCCCUGCCGAGCUGCGGCUGCCCGCCUUGGUGCCCCCGCAGCCCCCCACCCCGCGGCAGCUGGAGCUGCAGAGGCGCAACACCGGCGAUUUCGGCUUCUCCCUACGCCGCACCACCAUGCUGGACCGGGCGCCCGACGGGCAGGUGUACCGGCGCGUCGUGCACUUUGCCGAACCCGGAGCCGGCACCAAAGACUUGGCAUUGGGGUUGGUGCCAGGUGACCGGCUAGUGGAGAUCAAUGGGCGAAACGUGGAGAACAAAUCCCGGGAUGAGAUUGUGGAGAUGAUCCGGCAGUCAGGGGAGACGGUGCAGCUGAAGGUGCAGCCCAUCCUGGAGCUGAGCGAGCUGAGCCGCUGCUGGCUGCGGGGCGGCCAGGGGACACGCCGUGCUGCCUGGGAUGUGAGAGACGCAGGCGGCUCCCCCCAGCUGGAGGAGCAGCUGAGCCGGCUGCAGCGGGAGAAGAACGAGGUGCAGAGUCGGCUGGAGGAGGACCAGGAGGACAUGAAUGAGCUGAUGAAGAAGCACAAGGCGGCUGUGGCCCAGGCGUCCCGGGACCUGGCACAGAUGAACGACCUCCAGGCUCAGCUGGAGGAGGUCAGCAAGGAGAAGCAGGAGCUGCAGGAGAAGCUGCAAGGCCUGCAGAGCCAGCUGGAGUUCCUGGAGCAAUCCAUGGUGGACAAGUCGCUGGUGAGCCGGCAAGAGGCCAAGAUCCGUGAGCUGGAGACCAGGCUGGAGUUCGAGCGGACGCAAGUCAAGCGCCUGGAGAGCCUGGCCACACGCCUGAAGGAGAACAUGGAGAAGCUGACGGAGGAGCGGGAUCAGCGUGCGGCCGCCGAGAACCGGGAGAAGGAGCAGAACAAGCGGCUGCAGCGACAGCUCCGCGACGUCAAGGAGGAGAUGGGCGAGCUGGCCAAGAAGGAGGCAGAGGCCAGUCGCAAGAAGCAUGAGCUGGAGAUGGACCUGGAGAGCCUGGAAGCCGCCAACCAGAGCCUGCAGUCAGACCUGAAGCUGGCCUUCAAGCGCAUCGGGGACCUGCAGGCAGCCAUCGAGGAUGAGAUGGAGAGCGACAGCAACGAGGACCUCAUCAACAGUUUGCAGGACAUGGUGGCAAAGUAUCAGAAAAGAAAGAGUAAACUCGACGGCGACUCAGACGUGGACUCGGAGCUGGAGGAGCGCGUGGACGGGGUGAAGUCCUGGCUCUCCAAGAACAAAGGCUCCUCCAAAGCGCUCUCGGAUGACGGCAGCCUGAAGGGCAGCAGGUCAGCCCCGCCGGACGGUCCCGAGGGCGAGGAGCGGCCGGUGUCAGUGUUGAGCUGCCUCAGCUAUAGGAAGCGGCCGGGCCUCAAGGACUCCAUAGGUGGCCAAGGGGAUGAGCAGACGCUCUUCAGCGCGCUCAGCGAGCGACCGCCUUCCCCUGAGCGCGCUGCCCGCCGGGCGGCUCGGAGCGGCGAGCCCGAGGACCGGGCAGCCAUCAUCGCCCGCGCCUUUGCCGAUGCCAGCGGCCGGGCUCGGCAAGGGCUGGGCAAGCGUUGGUCCCUCUCUGCCGCCGACGGCGAGAAAGCCUCCGUCGCCUCCGCCCCGGUGAGCCGGGCCUCCUCCGCCUCCUGGCGCGGGCUGGAGGACGGGGACGAGGGGGACGAGGGGUGCUCGGUGCUGAGCUUCGCCCUCUCCAGCCCCGGGAGCUUGCGAAGCCGGCGCGGGGGGCCCGAGGGUCGCCCCGAGUCGCGGCUCUCCCUGGCCCGCAGCCGCCUGGAGGAGGUGGACGAGGGGUCCCGCGGGCAGCCCCCCCUGGGACGCAGCUUCUCCGUGCCCCCUCGGCCCCGCAGCACCGCCUCCGAGGAGGGGGGUCCCGGGGACGCCCGCCCCGUGGGGCACCGCUCCUACCUUGACCCCGACCUGGAAGCCGCCAUCCAGGAGGUGUUGAGCUACCGCCCGCCACGGGCCAGGGGCUGCUCCAGCCCCGAGGCCGAUUCGGGGGACGACGGCCGGAGUGUACGGAGCGUGCGGAGCGCGGCCCCCCUGGGUGCCGCCGACCGCCCCCCCGGCAGCCUCCGUCGCUCCGCAUCCGCCCUUGACUUCUCCCGGCGUGCUGGCCGGCGCCGCAGCAGCUCGGUCUCCUCCGAGGAAGAGGAGGAGCGAAAGAAGAAGAGUGCCAAGAAGCGCGCCAAGAAGGCCAAGAAGAAAUCCAAGAAGAAGAAGAAGCAGCAGUCAUCGUCCGACUCACGUUCCUCCUCCGAUUCCUCCUCCGAUUCCUCCUCCGGCUCCACCAGCUCCUACCGCAGCACCUCCAGCGUCAAGAAGGGCCCGCAGGCAGUGGGGGGCGAGGAGCUGGGACAUCCCGGACGGGGCAAGAAGGAGGAGAAGCAGCGUAAGAAGCAGGUCGACAGCCUGAUGAUGAAGUACUUGUACCGGCCCGAGAGCGACUGAGGCAGGAGCCCCCCGAGCUCCCGGCACCACUUCGCCUACAACAGAUGGGACGAGGAGCAGGACGCCGG
Gymnogyps californianus (California condor) is the source of this 3163-nucleotide messenger RNA. It is a transcript of the gene MYO18A, whose product is annotated as myosin XVIIIA. The record is from RefSeq and is a predicted model, not a curated record. The coding region runs from base 54 to 3095 and encodes 1013 amino acids. Lineage: Eukaryota; Metazoa; Chordata; Aves; Accipitriformes; Cathartidae. The transcript has 10 exons. Gene Ontology annotation, molecular function: protein binding.